This is a messenger RNA of Misgurnus anguillicaudatus (oriental weatherfish), 1313 nucleotides long. Its product is annotated as proteinase-activated receptor 4-like. Gene Ontology annotation, biological process: positive regulation of Rho protein signal transduction; thrombin-activated receptor signaling pathway; phospholipase C-activating G protein-coupled receptor signaling pathway. Lineage: Eukaryota; Metazoa; Chordata; Actinopteri; Cypriniformes; Cobitidae. Gene Ontology annotation, cellular component: plasma membrane. Gene Ontology annotation, molecular function: thrombin-activated receptor activity. The record is from RefSeq and is a predicted model, not a curated record.
AUGCAUAGAGAAGAACAGAACGAAGAACCGUAUUCAAUGGUCUGAGCUCAUGAGAUCAGGGCAACAAACAUCACACCAGCACCAUUGCAAUGUUUGCCAUUUCUCGAGUGAUGUUUCUUCAUCUCCUCCUAAUUGUCAUCCUGCACAUUUCUUCAGCUUCAGGGAAGACAGGCUACAACAACACUGGCAGGGGCCGGAGCCUUGCACGAAUGUAUAAUACAUUACCGGAUGAGCAAAAGGAGCAGAUACAAAGUAAUGUCAUUGUACUGCUGGUUCCUCUCCUCUGCCUCCUUGCCAUCAUCAUUGGGUUUCCUGCCAACUCGCUUGCCCUCUGGGUGCUGCUCUUCAGAACCAAGAAGCUCCCGUCCACCAUCCUGCUGAUCAACCUCACCAUCUGUGAUCUUUUGUUUCUGUUGGUGUUGCCUUUUCGUAUUGUUUAUCACUUCCGGGGCAAUGACUGGACUUUUGGUGAAUCAUUCUGUCGUAUUGUGAUUGCACUAUUCUAUGGAAACAUGUAUGGUUCAAUGGUUUGUCUGGCACUUAUUGCAGUGGAUCGCUAUGUAGCUGUAGUUCAUCCUCUUAGUGCCAAGUCGUUCCGCAGUAACAGGAAUGUUGGGUGUAUGAGCGUAUUGGUUUGGAUGGUGGUUGCAACAGCAGCUGUGCCCUUAUUAGUCUCCAAACAAUCUUAUAAAAUUAAGGACCUUCCUAUAACAACCUGCCAUGAUGCUCUUCCACCAGAUGAACAGGAAAACUUCUUUCUGCCUUAUUUUAUGGCCCUCUUCUCAAUCUUUUUCCUGCUUCCGUUGCUGGUAGUGGUGUUUAGUUAUGUUUCCAUCCUACGUACCCUUAUGGGUAAAAUGCAACGUUAUGCCUACGCUGUGAGAGUAAUUGUGUUGAUGUUGAUAGUGUUUGUGGUUUGUUUUUUGCCAAGCAACAUUCUUCUACUGUUGCAUUACUCAAAAUCAGACUUUAUUAAUAAUGAUCUUUACAUUCCAUACCUGAUCAGUUUGUCUCUCAGUACCUUUAACAGCUGCAUUGAUCCCUUCAUUUUGUACUAUUCGUCUAAAAACUUCAGGAAGAGAUGUAAUUUUAAAAAGUGCAUUUAAAGUACAUCUAAUGCAGUAGUGCUGUUUUUUGCGUUUAUUUUCAUUUCUGUUUUGUCCGAGGGAGUUUCCUGGACAGGAUUUAGAUUAAUCCAGGACUAGGCCUUGGUUAUAUUAGGACAUUUAAGAAGUUUCUACAAACAAACCUUACAAAAACAAUACUGUGUUGUACAUCUUGAGACAAAACAAUGGCACUGAUAUAUGUUAAGA